This is a messenger RNA of Magallana angulata, 1158 nucleotides long. RefSeq names its product ribosome biogenesis regulatory protein homolog. The record is from RefSeq and is a predicted model, not a curated record. The coding region runs from base 35 to 1048 and encodes 337 amino acids. Gene Ontology annotation, molecular function: protein binding. Gene Ontology annotation, biological process: ribosome biogenesis; ribosomal large subunit export from nucleus; endonucleolytic cleavage in ITS1 to separate SSU-rRNA from 5.8S rRNA and LSU-rRNA from tricistronic rRNA transcript (SSU-rRNA, 5.8S rRNA, LSU-rRNA). The transcript is spliced from 10 exons. Lineage: Eukaryota; Metazoa; Mollusca; Bivalvia; Ostreida; Ostreidae. Gene Ontology annotation, cellular component: nucleolus; nucleus; preribosome, large subunit precursor.
GUUCUUAGAAAGAACGUUUGGAAUCGUGAUAAACAUGGCAGACCUCGUGGAGAGAGUGUUACAAGAAGCAGCAGAAAGAGAGUCUCACUACAAAACUAUAGAGGUUCACAAAGAUAUUGAGUUAGAAAUAGACCCAGGAAACUUGCUGACUGUCGAUACAAAUCCAUUAGAUGCCACAAAGCUAAAAAAGAACAGAGAGGAGUAUUUAAAGAGCUUGGCCAGAGACAACACACAGCUGUUAAUAAACACUCUGUGGCAGCUUCCAACAGAGAAAGUAGAUGAAGCAAUAGUUGUAAAGCUUCCAGAUCCCAAAACACCAAUUCCAAGAGAAAAACCGGUACCCAAAGACAAAGCUUUGACAAAAUGGCAACAAUAUGCCCAGCUGAAAGGAAUUCAAAAGAGAAAGAAGAGUAGAAUGAUGUGGGAUGAUCAGUCAAAGGAAUGGAAACCAAGGUGGGGUUACAAGAGAGGGAAUGACGAUACACAGGAGUGGUGCAUAGAGGUUCCUGAUAAUGCUGAGGAUCCAAAUGUUGAUCUGUUUGCCAAAAAGAAUAAGGAAAAAAAGGAACGGGUAGCCAAGAAUGAAUUACAAAGGCUGCGUAAUAUUGCAAGGUCACAGAAGUCAAAGGUACCAGGUGUUGGGCUUACCCCAACUGAGGCUCCCAGUAAGGAUUACCUGGGAAAAGCUCUAGCAUUAGCCAGAAAAUCCACAGCCUCCAUAGGAAAAUUUACAGACAAACUCCCCACAGAGAAACCCUCAAAACACACGGGCAAAAAGAGAAAGUUUGAACCCAAUUAUGGUGAUGUUGAAAGGGAGAGCAAGAAACAAUUAAAGAUUCUAAAUCACAUCCAAAACAGGAUACCUAUUGUUAAUACCACAAAGGCCGCUAAUCGCCACAUCAUGGAGGAACAACGGUCAAGAGCAAGGAGAAGACGAGAAGAAGAUGGUGGCAAACAGAAAGGGGGGAAAAAUAAAGGUGGUGGGGGCAAGAAAAAAGGAGGGUUUAAGGCUGGGAAGAAAGGCAAGGCAGGAGGCAAGAAGAGAUGAUUGUUAUUAGAAUUCUAAAUAAAUAUGUUUUAUUAAAUUUUUUUUAUUUUUUGUUUUACAGUAGCAAACAGCAAUUAAGUAAGGUUACAAGUUCUAUUUUAUUAAUAGUA